This is a messenger RNA of Emiliania huxleyi CCMP1516, 891 nucleotides long. RefSeq names its product syntaxin PM (gene STXPM-2). Gene Ontology annotation, molecular function: SNARE binding; SNAP receptor activity. NCBI's taxonomy places the organism in Eukaryota, Haptophyta, Isochrysidales, Noelaerhabdaceae. The record is from RefSeq and is a predicted model, not a curated record. Gene Ontology annotation, biological process: intracellular protein transport; vesicle-mediated transport; vesicle fusion. The coding region runs from base 45 to 809 and encodes 254 amino acids. The transcript has a single exon. Gene Ontology annotation, cellular component: endomembrane system; membrane; SNARE complex.
CGCGGUCGACGAACCGGCAACGUAGCGUGUCAGGCUUUCUCGCCAUGCUAGGCCGGUCGCGGCACAGAAGCUCUCCCUCGAGUCCUGAUCGGUGCCAGGUCUCGAGCAAGGCGCUCCCGGAGCAUGCAGCUAUGGCGCGCCUCGCCGCUCUGACCGAAAUGCUCGUCGACAUCAGACGAACGCAGGCCGAGCAGCUCGGCUGCGCCAGUGGCGUCGAGCGGGCGGGCUGCGACUUGCUGCUGGAGAAGCAAGUUUGCCAGCUGCAUGGGCUUGCGCGCGGCGUUGUCGGCGACAUCCAAUCGCUCCGACUAGCCGUCGCCUCGCCCUCCGCCACCGAGACAGAGCGGCGCAUCCUGCGGUCGGCAGAGUGGCUCUGCUCGCGCCGGCUGAUUGAGGCACUUGGCGAGCUCGAGGAUGCACAGCGCCGCCAUACAGCAGCACGGCGGGAUGCGGCGGAGCGCUGCGGUGGUGCACUGGAGCAGGCGUGCGCCGCCGCAAAGCAGGAACUCCUUGCCGCUGAAGAGCGCGAGGCGCGGCUCUCAACUCACGAAAGACAGGUUGCGCAGCUCGAGAGCUCUAUGGUGGAGUUGCAGGCGCUAUUCGAAUCGAUGGGCCUUCUCGUCGAGGCGCAUGGCGCAGUGCUCGAUAAUGUCGAGCUUAGCAUCUCCGAGGCUGCGCGGCGGGUGGAGGCGGGGACGAAGCACCUCCAGGCCGCAGCGAGGAGCAAGAGCGCGGAGCGGCGGAAGAUCGCCAAGGCGAUCCUCAUCGCUCUUGCCGUGCUGGCAGUGGUGGCGGCGGUGGCGCUGUAGGGGUCGCCGCGGAGUCUCGCGGGCCGCGGGGGCGCGCGGGGGGGGCGGUGGGACGUCGUUUAAGACCACGCUCUCUCCUCUC